UUCUUUCAUUCAUUCAUUCAUCAUUUUCUAGCACCAGACGUCUUUGUAUACGUCUCUCUCUCUCUCUCUCUCUGCAUUUGUAGUAGUAGGCAAUCGAGACAAUCAAAAAUGAGGGAGUGCAUUUCGAUCCACAUUGGCCAGGCUGGGAUUCAAGUCGGAAACGCCUGUUGGGAGCUUUACUGCCUCGAACAUGGCAUUCAGCCUGAUGGACAAAUGCCAAGCGACAAAACCGUCGGAGGCGGCGAUGACGCCUUCAACACUUUCUUCAGCGAAACCGGCGCCGGAAAACACGUCCCCCGGGCUGUCUUCGUCGAUUUGGAACCCACUGUGAUCGACGAAGUCAGGACCGGAACGUACCGCCAGUUGUUCCAUCCCGAACAACUCAUCAGCGGUAAAGAAGAUGCUGCAAACAAUUUCGCCAGAGGCCAUUACACAAUUGGGAAAGAGAUUGUGGAUUUGUGCCUCGAUCGAAUUCGAAAGCUUGCUGAUAACUGUACUGGGCUUCAAGGGUUCUUGGUUUUCCACGCUGUUGGUGGUGGGACUGGUUCUGGCCUCGGAUCUCUGCUUCUCGAAAGGCUUUCUGUUGAUUACGGAAAGAAAUCGAAGCUGGGUUUCACUGUUUACCCUUCUCCUCAGAUUUCAACCUCCGUUGUUGAGCCGUACAACAGUGUGUUAUCCACUCAUUCCUUACUAGAACACACUGAUGUUGCAGUACUUCUAGACAAUGAAGCCAUCUAUGACAUUUGCCGUAGAUCUCUUGAUAUCGAGAGGCCUACUUACACUAAUCUCAACAGGCUCGUCUCUCAGGUUAUUUCCUCACUGACUGCGUCUCUUCGUUUCGAUGGAGCUCUCAAUGUCGAUGUCAACGAGUUCCAAACCAAUUUAGUCCCAUACCCAAGAAUCCACUUCAUGCUUUCAUCCUAUGCCCCAGUUAUCUCCGCAGAAAAGGCCUACCACGAGCAACUCUCAGUUGCAGAGAUCACAAACAGCGCAUUCGAACCAUCUUCUAUGAUGGUGAAAUGCGAUCCUCGCCAUGGCAAGUACAUGGCUUGUUGUCUGAUGUACAGAGGCGAUGUGGUGCCCAAAGACGUGAAUGCUGCGGUGGCAACCAUCAAGACGAAGAGGACAAUCCAGUUUGUGGAUUGGUGUCCAACUGGGUUCAAGUGUGGAAUCAACUACCAGCCUCCCACGGUGGUGCCUGGUGGCGAUUUGGCUAAGGUUCAGAGAGCGGUUUGUAUGAUCUCGAAUUCAACAAGUGUUGCUGAAGUGUUUUCGAGGAUUGAUCAUAAGUUUGAUUUGAUGUACGCGAAGAGAGCAUUCGUGCAUUGGUAUGUUGGGGAGGGUAUGGAGGAGGGUGAGUUUUCGGAGGCGAGGGAGGACUUGGCGGCGCUGGAGAAGGAUUAUGAGGAGGUUGGGGCAGAGUCGGCUGAAGGUGAGGAUGAUGAAGGUGAUGAGUAUUAGAUGGCGGUGUUUUUGAAUGGAAAGCCAAUGGACUCAAUUGGUGUACAAUUUGGAGAUGGAAUUAGGACUUGAUUGUGUUUGUCUCUGUGUUUUUGUUUUGAACCGACUCUGUUUCUUUUAAUUUUCUGAUCAAUCCAAGGAUAGUUCUAUGGAUCUUGAAUUAUAUUGAUGUGUUGUUUUGUUUGCUA
Molecule: messenger RNA, 1649 nt
Organism: Camellia sinensis
Lineage: Eukaryota; Viridiplantae; Streptophyta; Magnoliopsida; Ericales; Theaceae
Product: tubulin alpha chain
Biological process (GO): microtubule-based process
Cellular component (GO): microtubule
Molecular function (GO): structural constituent of cytoskeleton; GTP binding
Source: RefSeq, a predicted model, not a curated record